AUGCGUUUGGCAUUCACAAAUUUGAUUGUGAAGAGAAGAAAGGUGGAUCGGCGACAUGGAAAGCGCCCACUUCCGUGGGAAGCACCGGCGGAGGAAGAAGAAAGGGAUCAAAAUGAGUUGGGUUCUUCUAAUUUCUCUCAAAAUCAAGAAAGCGGGAGUAAGCGACAUUAUAGAGGCGUAAGACAAAGGCCAUGGGGAAAAUGGGCAGCGGAGAUUCGUGACCCCAAGAAAGCGGCUAGAGUUUGGCUUGGCACCUUCGACACUGCCGAGGCUGCUGCCAUUGCCUAUGACAACGCCGCUCUGAGGUUUAAAGGCAACAAGGCCAAGCUUAACUUUCCUGAACGCCUUCAGCCCAACCCUCCUCACUUUGCCUUUCUCCCCGCUGGUGGGGCUGCUUCUUCCGCUCCUGUAGCCCCGCCAGCCCUGGCGUCAUUAUCAUCACCUUCACCUCCUCCUCUGCCACCGCUGUCGCACCAAGAAGCCUUCCCCGGACUUCACCAGUACGCCCAACUCCUCUCCAGCACCGACGCCGACUUCCCUUAUUACUCCUCCACUCUUCUCAACCAACCCAACCAUUACCCUUUUUAUUCUUCCUCUUCGUCCCAACACCACCAACAAGAACAAGAACAAGAACAAGAACAAGAACAAGAACAGUACGGGAAAGAUUUCGGCCCCGGGGGCUCAACCAAUUAAACCAAUAUUGAUUGUUAGUUCAGAUUUAUAUGAGUUUUUGUACUCACAACUACUACCACGUAUGAGAUUCUAUAUAUAUAUCCAUGCUCUAUUUUCAUGA
Molecule: messenger RNA, 793 nt
Organism: Cucurbita maxima (winter squash)
Lineage: Eukaryota; Viridiplantae; Streptophyta; Magnoliopsida; Cucurbitales; Cucurbitaceae
Product: ethylene-responsive transcription factor ERF113-like
Exons: 3
Coding region: 1-693 (230 amino acids)
Biological process (GO): ethylene-activated signaling pathway; regulation of DNA-templated transcription
Molecular function (GO): DNA binding; DNA-binding transcription factor activity
Source: RefSeq, a predicted model, not a curated record